This is a messenger RNA of Diutina rugosa, 525 nucleotides long. Its product is annotated as mitochondrial 37S ribosomal protein uS12m. The transcript has a single exon. Lineage: Eukaryota; Fungi; Ascomycota; Pichiomycetes; Serinales; Debaryomycetaceae. Bases 1 to 525 code for a protein of 174 amino acids. The record is from RefSeq and is a predicted model, not a curated record. Gene Ontology annotation, molecular function: structural constituent of ribosome. Gene Ontology annotation, biological process: translation. Gene Ontology annotation, cellular component: small ribosomal subunit; ribosome.
AUGUUCAGCUUGUUGAAGCAGGCGAUGCGGGCGCCGAGAGCGCUCGUGUCCACGGUGUCGCCCACUCUGUACAUGAUGUCGAUCAGCAACCACGUCCCGUUGGCGUCGCGGUUUGCUCCGGGGGCGCUGAAGAUGCAACAGCGCUUCGCUACCUUGAACCAGAUCAAGUACGGCAAGCAGGGUAUGCCUCCCAAAAAGAACCACACCCGUACCCCUGAUUUUGACGGCAACCCGUUCAAAAAGGGGGUGGUGUUGCGGGUGAUGAUCCUCAAGCCGAAGAAGCCCAACUCCGCUCAGCGUAAGUGUUGCAGAGUGCGGUUGACCAACGGCAACGUCAUCUCGGCGUUGAUCCCCGGGGAAGGCCACAACUUGCAGGAACACAACAUCGUCCUUGUCCGUGGUGGUAGAGUGCAAGAUAUUCCCGGUGUCAAGUACCACUUGGUGAGAGGCGCCUACGAUUUGGCCGGUGUCGCUAACCGCCAAACGCUGAGAUCAAAAUACGGGGCGAAGAAGCCCAAGGACUAA